Messenger RNA from Mytilus trossulus (common blue mussel), 2036 nucleotides. RefSeq names its product cyclic GMP-AMP synthase-like. The coding region runs from base 119 to 1747 and encodes 542 amino acids. The record is from RefSeq and is a predicted model, not a curated record. The transcript is spliced from 14 exons. NCBI's taxonomy places the organism in Eukaryota, Metazoa, Mollusca, Bivalvia, Mytilida, Mytilidae.
CGGAGUGGUUAACUGAACUACCACUUCAGAGAUUAGGCUUCCGGUUGGUGAUGUCUCUAUCAAAGAUUUAAUAAUAAUAGAUUAAAGAAUUAAUAUUUGAAGCAGUUUACUAUUUGAAAUGAAGAGAAGCGAGCACAAACAGUCUCCAAAAUGUGAAGGUUCUAAAAGUAAUGGCCCUAAUCGCAAACAAGAUGCCCAAGAAAACAAGAGGAGACCUGCAUCAGCAAAGAGCAAACCAGAGACAAAGAAAACGCAUGAACCAUCUACUAGUAAACAAGGUCAACCAACAGAUAAAAGCGAAAAACAGAGGUCUUCAGUCACAUACUUGAUCAAAAAGCAACCAGUUGAAUGUGAAAAAAAGAAGUUUCCAGCCAAAACAGCGGACAAGAAGCAAGCCGACAAAUGCGAAAAAGAGAAGUCUUCAUCUUCACCAGUGGAAAAAAAGCACACCGAUAAAAAAGAAAAACAGAAGCCUGCAGCCCAAAAAUCGGACAAAAAACAAACGGAUAAAAGCGAAAAACAGAAGUCUCCAGUCACUUCAGUGGACAGAAAACAAACCGAUAAAAGUGAACAACAGAAGCCUCCACCCAAAACAUUGGACAAGAAGCCUACAGAUAAAUGUGUAAAAGAGAAGUCUCAAUCAACAUCAUUGGACAAAGAAACUGCCAAAGACCGCAUCCCUGUCAAUACAGUUAUUAGAGAAAGAUUCAGUGGACAUCAAGACAAAUGCAAACUUUCCAUGGAAGAAGUAUCACCCGCUGCAAAAACCAUCAAUAGCUUUAUCGACGACUUUAUUCAAAAACUGAAAGAAAUAUCUACUCUUAAUUGGAACAGUUUUAGAUCUGGGUCCUAUUAUGACAAAACAAAGAACUGCCAUCCAGAUGAAUUUGAUAUAAUGUUUUAUCCUGAACUGUCUGUUGAAGUGGAUUUCGAUGACAUGAAAAUCCCUGGCUUUUAUAAGGUUAAGAUGGUGUCACCAAGAGUGCCGGAAUUAGAACAUGUGUUGGACAAGGAUCGGUAUAUUGUGCCUGAUAAAUUCAAAAAGUAUGUUUUUGGAUUGUUUGAUCGGGUAUUAGGGCCAGACGGGAUUCGACAAGGACGAAGAACAAAAAGGAAGUCAACACUAAACCCACGUAGUCCAGCUUACACAGUUUAUUAUGAUGCAUUCCCAGGGAAAAGUUCGAUCGAUAUUGAUCUUGUUCCUAGCUUUUAUAUUACUGGAUGGCCACCAGAGAAAAUAGCUAGAAAGAUAAAUCCAUCAUGGAUAUCACUUGACGAUGUCGUCAACAAAGCAAUGAUAUCUUAUGAUGUUGUUUGCAAAACCUGUCCUGAAGGUGCGGCUGACAAAAACCUACUUUUUCGAUUAUCUUUUUCGAGAACAGAAAAAAUGCUCGUCAAACAUGCAAACAGUGCAGACAAACUGAAUUUUAAAAAGACUGCUUUUCGGUUUAUAAAAUUGUGUAUUCAAGAUUUAAAAGAAAAACAUCCUAGAAAAGUUGAAAAGUUUUGUUCCUAUCAUAUCAAGCAAUUCAUGUUUUCUCAGUAUGACACAUGGCCAACAAGGGAGAGUGAAGAAGUUCGUAUCCAGAGAUGUCUUAUAGGAGAGCUAAUUAAAACGUUAAGUCUACCAACACCUACAAUCCUGAACUAUAUCAUAAAAAAUGACAAUGUUAUCAGAUAUGUAUCAAGCGAAGAAAUUGCAGUAAUUGUUAAAGGAUUGCAGGAAAAAUUCAAGUUACUUCAUUGACAGAAUUAUUAUUCAUAAUGUGCACUGCUCUUUUAAUAUAAUUGAUAUCUACUAAAUUGAAUUGAAAUUCUGUCUGAUUUAUGUUAAUUUUCCAAUAUGUGCAUGUUUUUUAUAAAUAAUACGAUAAUGAAUAUUUUAAAACCGUAACUCUGUAUCUAAUGGCAUUGUUCAAAUCAAGAUUGAAAUGCAACGCCUCGAUAUUAAUGGCAUAAUGUUUCCAUACAUGUGUCCAUCCUUAUAUUUGUCCAUUAUUUUGUUCCGUUUCUCAAUAAAGUUUUGGUUUAAUACA